Molecule: messenger RNA, 2991 nt
Organism: Haliaeetus leucocephalus (bald eagle)
Lineage: Eukaryota; Metazoa; Chordata; Aves; Accipitriformes; Accipitridae
Gene: EPS8
Product: epidermal growth factor receptor pathway substrate 8
Exons: 20
Coding region: 30-2516 (828 amino acids)
Biological process (GO): regulation of Rho protein signal transduction; Rho protein signal transduction; positive regulation of ruffle assembly
Cellular component (GO): ruffle membrane; vesicle; plasma membrane
Molecular function (GO): actin binding
Source: RefSeq, a predicted model, not a curated record
AUCGUUUCCUUCAGUAAGUGACGAUAAGAAUGAAUGGACAUAUAUCAAACACCCCUCCCGGUGGAUAUGGAAGUUAUUUUCCUCAAAUGAAUGGCUAUGGCUCCCCAACGUUUGCUCAGGCAGAGAGGGAGCAGAAUUCAAGAACAAGUGCAAAAGCUCUUUAUGAACAAAGAAAGAAUUAUGCACGAGACAGUGCCAGCAGCAUAUCUGAAACUUCGCAGUAUCACGUAGAGCACUUGACCACCUUUGUUCUGGACCGAAAAGAAGCAAUGAUUACAGUAGAUGAUGGAAUAAGGAAGCUGAAAUUGCUGGAUGCCAAAGGCAAAGUGUGGACUCAAGAUAUGAUUCUUCAAGUGGAUGACAAAGCUGUCAGUUUGGUGGACUUGGAAUCAAAGAAUGAACUGGAGAAUUUUCCUUUAAGCACAAUUCAGCAUUGCCAAGCUGUGAUGAAUGCAUGCAAUUACAAUUCAAUUCUUGCAUUAGUAUGUAAAGAACCAACCCAAAACAAGCCCGAUUUGCAUCUUUUCCAAUGUGAUGAGAUUAAGGCUAGCUUCAUUCAUGAAGAUAUUGAAAGUGCAAUCAGUGACAGUAAAAGUGGGAAACAAAAGAAGAGGCUUGAAACACUGAGGAUGAUAUCCAAGGCUGACGGCGCCAUCCCACCGCCGCCGCGGGCGCCUGCCCCCGUGCCGCCGGGGACCAUCACCCAAGUGGACGUGAGAAGCCGGGUGGCGGCGUGGUCGGCCUGGGCCGCCGAGCAGGGCGAGCUUGAAAAACAUAGACAGUACCAUGAUCACGAAGAAACAGCAGAGAUGAUAGCAGCCAGGAUUGACAGAGAUGUUCAAAUUCUGAACCAUAUUUUGGAUGACAUUGAGUAUUUUGUUACCAAACUUCAAAAAGCUGCUGAAGCAUUUGCUGAACUUUCAAAGAGGAAGAAAACUAAGAAAAGUAAAAAGAAAGGACCUGGAGAGGGAGUUCUUACUCUCCGUGCAAAACCACCACCUCCAGAUGAAUUUGUUGACUGCUUCCAAAAAUUCAAGCAUGGCUUCAAUCUUCUGGCCAAAUUAAAGUUCCAUAUCCAGAAUCCUAGUGCAGCUGAACUGGUUCAUUUUCUCUUUACCCCACUACAUAUGGUGGUACAGACGACAGGAGGUCCACAGCUUGCUGGUACAGUACUCAGCCCCCUCUUAACAAAAGAUGCGAUAGACUUCCUGCGAUAUACUGUUACCAGUGAGGAAGGGCAGUUGUGGAUGUCAUUGGGUGACACAUGGACCAAAGCCAGAGCGGACUGGCCCAAAGACCAUUUUAUUCCACCUUAUGUCCCCCGUUUCCGAAAUGGUUGGGAGCCCCCUUUGCUGAACUUCAUGGGAGCUCCAAAGGAGCAAGAACUCAACCAUUUGGCUGAGUCUGUGGCAAACGUUGCAGAGCAACAGCGGAAGCAAGAAAUGAAAAGACUGUCAACUGAGCCUCCCAGUGUUCCCGACUACCCUCCGUCGGAUGGGUAUGCAUUCAGUAACACAGUUUACAAAAGAGGGCCUCUGCUGGACCAGGGGGCGGCUGUUGCUGCCUUUAAGCAAACUGUUAGCCGACAUGUAGAUAGAAACUAUGAAGCACACAGUAAAGCACAGACCAAGAAAUAUGCCAAAUGCAAGUACGAAUUUAUGGCAAGAAACAACAGUGAACUUUCUGUCAUGAAAGAAGAGAUCGUAGAGAUUCUGGAUGACAGAAAGCAGUGGUGGAAGGUUCAGAAUAAAAGUGGCAGCACAGGCUUUGUGCCAAACAACAUUUUGGACCCUCUGAGGAAUCAAGAAGGAGGUCUAGGCUGGUCAGAGCCUGCAUAUACCCGCACCAUCCAGAAACAAAGGACGGACUACGUCGCAAAACAACCCGAUCCAGUUCCUGCUACUCCUUCACCACCUCCAACACCCGCUCCUGUCCCUGUGGCUGUCCCCCUCCCUCCUAGCGCACCAGCACCUAUACCGGUUCCUGUGCCCAAAGCGCCAGCAACCAUCAGCCGCCAAAGCAGCACAUCUAGCGACAGCGGUGGUAGUGUUGCACGAGACGCCCAGAGGCAGAAGCAAGUUGCUGUGGAUCGCAGGAAAUCGCAGAUGGAGGAGGUGCAGGAUGAACUUGUCCACCGGCUCACCAUCGGCCGAGGCGCUGCCCAGAGGAAGUUCCAUGUGCCACGACCAAACAUCCCGGUAGUUAACAUCACUUACGACUCUUCACCUGAGGAUGUGAAAGCGUGGUUGCAGUCCAAAGGAUUCAACCCCGUGACUGUCAAUAGCCUCGGUGUGCUGACGGGUGCUCAGCUUUUCUCCCUCAAUAAAGACGAACUGAGGACUGUUUGCCCAGAAGGGUCUAGAGUUUACAGCCAAAUUACGGUACAGAAAUCUGCCUUGGAGGCUAACAGUGGUAGUUCAGAACUGCAAGAAAUUAUGAGAAGACGACAAGAAAAAAUCAGUGCAGCUGCCACAGAUUCAGGUGUGGAGUCCUUUGAUGAAGGAAGCAGCCACUAAAUGUGUUUCCUCUUUUCUUUAAUUCUAUUGUCCAUAGCAUUAUACCAUCCAGCUUUGCUUUAGGAAGCAGUGAAGGUGAAUGUCUUACUAUAUUGUAAACGUAACUAGCCAUCAUAAAGAAAAUUUACAGUAGUCUCCACAGAAGUACCUGCUGCUGGCUUCUCAUCAUUAAAAAUGUACAGAUGAGAAAUUCAAUGGAGGUUCCUGACGGGUGAAAAUAUUGGCACAUGAUUCAUUUACACCCAAAGAUGAGUCCUGACUUUAUGGAAUUAACAUGACAGGUAAACUGGAACAUGUCUUUGUGAUUCAUCCGAGGGAAGCUGAGCCAGCAAUAAAAAAGCAUUUGAACCUUUCAGUAAUAACAAGAUUCUGAAUCCCAUCUCUUGCUGUAGUGGGCAAUUAUGUCUUUUUGGCUCAGUCUGUCUUGUCAUGCAUUGGGCUGCAGGAUGUUUACUGAAGUCAUUGAUGCCAGCAA